Molecule: messenger RNA, 158 nt
Organism: Symbiodinium sp. CCMP2456
Lineage: Eukaryota; Dinophyceae; Suessiales; Symbiodiniaceae
Source: the annotation of a GenBank genome assembly
GCAGAGGCCUUGCGGCUGCUCUCAAUCUUCACCAGCCAAGGGGCAGAGGCCUUGGCAGAGGACGCCUUCGGCGCGGCGCGAGACCGCGAGGAGGAGGUGCCGCAGUCGAAGGAGGAGUGGGCCUUCCGCCGUGUGGCUGGAGGGCCGGAUGGUUACAG